Molecule: messenger RNA, 1832 nt
Organism: Aplysia californica (California sea hare)
Lineage: Eukaryota; Metazoa; Mollusca; Gastropoda; Aplysiida; Aplysiidae
Product: putative mediator of RNA polymerase II transcription subunit 24
Exons: 4
Coding region: 153-1832 (559 amino acids)
Source: RefSeq, a predicted model, not a curated record
UGAGGUGUGGACUUCUUUGUGGUGAGGAAAGAAUUGAGACAUGUUCAUGGGGACGAAGUAAUGUGGACAUCUUUGUAGUGACGAAGUGAUGUAGACGUUGUUCCGGUGUUGAAGAACCGCAGACGUCUUUGGGCACGGACUCAAAACGGACCAUGGAUAAUAAUAUGUUCUACAUGCCAAGGUCUGAGCCAUGGGAUGGUGAGGGUUUUGAACCUGCACCCCAGAAAUACUUGCUCAGCCGUACACAGUCCGACCAGGCGGCCCGAGGCCUGGAAGGACCAGGCAGCUACAAGACUUUCCCGCCCAAACCUGCCAACAGAGGCCUGACGCCAGGCGCAUCCCAGCCCCCGGGACACCUGCCAGUCGCCCCACAGAUUGCGUGUCCGCCAGAGCAAGGAUUCCCGGACUGCUACAGUCCCCCGCCGCCACACAACAGGACAGCCGCCCCACUGCGCCCCGUACCACCGCCCAGGUCCUCUCGCAUCCGUGGGCCGGUGACGUCAUUUAGCGAGGCCAGGGGCGAGAACAAGCCGGGCAGACGGCGCAAGAAGGAGGUCAAGAAGGAGUCCAGUGGGCCGGUCACGCCCACCGAGCUGGUGGAGUUGGGUCCCCGCGGCCCCUGGUACUCGUCCAGUGGAGAUGACCGCAGUCCGUUCUCGGGGGUGGGUCUACGCUGGCACAGUGGUCUGGCCUACUCCAGCAGUGACGCGGGCUCCAGACCACCGCCACCCCGGCCCAACAAGGCGUUCCAGCGGUCUUCUUCCGAGGAGCACACGCCCUCUAACCACGCCAGUUGUCUACAGCUGGGCGGCGCGGGAAGGAGGAAGACGCCUCCAGGUUCGCGAGUGAGAGCACUGAUCACUGGUCAAGUUGACCACCGACCUAACAGAGACUCGUAUUCGUCUGGCGUUGAUCGACUUUCCGAUUUCCCCUUUGGUGUGGACGAGUACGCCGUGCAGCAGCAUGGCCCCUAUGGGGAAGAGAACCCGCAACAGCAGCACUAUAAACAGCAGCAGCAACAAUAUCAACAGCAACAGCAGCAGCAGCAGCAGCUUUUUCACCAAAACGACUACCACACCGCUCAUUACACACAGCAACAUCCACACGUGACACGUGACGUCAGCGAAGAGACUUUCCAGAGACUGCCGUCUGGAUACCCCCGCGUCCACGACAUGCCCCCUGCCAGUCCGAACCCUAGCUCGUACAACUUCAACAACCGUGUGCAACCGAAACGAGAGAGCUUACCGAAAAACUUUGAGGACCUCGAUCUCUCUAUCAAGAACGAAUUUGAGAAGAUCAGAAAGACAUACGACAAAGGACGAUCGGACGAGGACGAGAACAGAAACCGUCUUUCAGCGAAGCGGAACAAAACCAGCUCAAAACGUAAACCGAACAACACGAGUGUGCGAGCAAACGGAAAGAACAACAGCAGCAACAGCAACAGCAACAGCAACAGCAACAACAACAGCAACAAAAACAGCAGUGGCAAAAGCCGCAAAUCUCAAGCACUGCACAAUGUCUUCGCUUCUCACACCGCCAACAGUGAGCCCAGACGUCAAGGUUCUACGUCAUCCAGACAGGACGGGACGUCACCCGAGAAGGAGAAGGAUCUGGUCAGUCAAAAAGACUCCUCUAGACAGCAACUCCGCGAUGACUUUGACGAGAAGCGGCGUCGUCGGACGCGGAACCACGUGAUCUUCCUGCUGGUGGUGCUCGUGGUGGUGGCGGUGGCCGUGCUCUCUGCCGUGCUGGUGGCUACGCUAGGCUCCUCAGCCGGCUACAUGAUGAGCACCACGCCAGCAAGCGUGACAAACUACUGUAAGUGUUUCUAG